This is a messenger RNA of Rhizophagus irregularis DAOM 181602=DAOM 197198, 606 nucleotides long. RefSeq names its product mitochondrial 54S ribosomal protein mL57. The record is from RefSeq and is a predicted model, not a curated record. Gene Ontology annotation, cellular component: mitochondrial large ribosomal subunit. Gene Ontology annotation, molecular function: structural constituent of ribosome; ribonuclease III activity. NCBI's taxonomy places the organism in Eukaryota, Fungi, Glomeromycota, Glomeromycetes, Glomerales, Glomeraceae. Gene Ontology annotation, biological process: RNA processing; mitochondrial translation.
AUGUUAUCAAGAACAUUUUAUUCAAGAAUUAUUUUAAAACAUUCAUUAACAGAUUUUGCAAGACAGUUACAUGCAAAACAAACAGUACGAAAUAUUACUAAACCUGCUACGAUUAAAACAACCCACGUUAAAGAUAAACAUGAUGAUUUUUGUCAGAAAUAUGAUUUAAUAUUUUCUGAUUCAAAUUUGAUACAUCAAGUUUGUACACAUAAAUCAUUCAAAUUAAAUAAUGCAUCUACAAAUGAACGAUUAGAUUUUCUUGGUCAAAAGGUUAUUCAACUUUAUGCAGCAGAACAUUUUAUAGAUAAAGUCCCACCGGAAAAAUUAAAAUAUCAGCUUAAGUUAUACACAAUUGAUUUGGACAAACUUGGGAAUAUUGGAAUAAAUUUAGGAUUAAAUGAAUUAUUAUACUGGACUCCGAUAAAUGAAGCAGAAGUGAUUAAAGCAAAAGAUGAAGGGCAAGAAAUACGACCUUCAGGGGAAGUAAGUGUUGCUGGAAAAGCAUUGAGAGCGCUUGUCGGUGCAAUAUACCAUGAUAAGGGUGCUUUUGCUGCAAAAAAUUUUAUUUAUAAAUAUAUUUUACCGGCUGAAAAAACUGACAUUUAA